Messenger RNA from Aspergillus campestris IBT 28561, 1599 nucleotides. RefSeq names its product putative MFS transporter. Lineage: Eukaryota; Fungi; Ascomycota; Eurotiomycetes; Eurotiales; Aspergillaceae. The coding region runs from base 13 to 1599 and encodes 528 amino acids. The transcript is spliced from 7 exons. The record is from RefSeq and is a predicted model, not a curated record. Gene Ontology annotation, molecular function: transmembrane transporter activity. Gene Ontology annotation, biological process: transmembrane transport.
UUCAUCCCAACCAUGGGCGUCGAUGAGAAGCAUCUGCCCGUUCAAUCCGACGGUAUCGCCCAGACAAUCCAACAUGGAGACAUUCAUCCCCAACCGACCUCUGAUCCACUGGAUCCACUCAACUGGGGCGCGUUCCAAAAGAACAGUAUCCUCGGGAUCGUCAUGUUCAAAUACUUCCUCUUCACCUACAUCACCACCACCACCGUCCCCUCCUUCCCCUCCAUCCAGAGCCAGUUCGACAUCUCCUACGCGCAAGUGAACUGGACAGUCGCGCUCCCGGCGCUGGGACUCUCGGUGGGUCCGCUCAUCUGGUCCUCGCUGGGCGAUAUCUACGGACGACGGGUGGUCUUCCUCGUCGGGACGGUAAUCGCGCUCGUCUCGACGGUGGGGGCAGCUGUGGCAGACAGUUAUGGGGGGUAUAUGGUGGCGAGAUUCUUCCAGGGGGUGGGCGUGAGUCCUGCGUCGUCGGUGGGGAUGGCAGUGGUCAACGAUCUCUUCUUCGAUUACGAGCGCGGCCAAAAGUUAGGGUUGUGGGUGUUGGCAAUCGACUCGGGGUUAUUACUGGGUCCAACGUUCGGCGGCUUUCUCAACCUCGUCAGCGCCGCCUGGAUCAACUGGUUUAACGCGAUCCUCUUCGGGGUGCUUCUCGUGCUGGAACUGCUUUUCAUGCCAGAGACGCUCUAUCCCCGGAGUCUGAUGCUGCAGUGCACGUCUCUACCAACAUCCACAUCAUCAUCGGAUAUCGAACGGGGUGUUUCCACCGACAAGAACACCCCCAAACCCAGAGAAACACCCACCCCAAGCUCAGUCAGCAUAAGAAACGAAGAAAAAGAGCAAAUCCCCCGAACUAAAACCCUCCCCUUCAUCAACAUCCACCCCAUCCCCGGCCUCCGCCACCCCUCGAUCUUCGCCGCCAUGCAGCGCUUCAUCCUCACCUUCACGCAGUGUCCCAUCGCAGCGGCGACAGUAGUGGGCUACGUCUUCACAUGGUACUGGUGGGUGCUAUCAGUGAUCACGAUGAUCCCAGCCGCGUACGCAGAGUGGACACCCCUAACGCAGGGUCUGCUCUUCUUGGGUCUACUGGUGGGGACAGUCGUGUCCGAGGUAGGCUGUUCGGGGCGGUUAAGCGAUGCGCUGGUAAAUAGACUAGCAAGACGCAAUGGGGGAGUCAGGGUUGCUGAGAUGAGGCUGUGGCUGGGAUGGCCUGCUGUGGGGGUGACGGCCUUGGGAUUGAUCCUCUGGGGAGUGAGCAUCGACAAAGGAUACCACUGGAUGGUGGGACAGGUUGCGUUUUUCUUCUUCGCAUCAGGAAUCCAAAUCGGCAACACCAUCACAACCAGCUAUAUCAUCGACAUCCACCCCUUACAAUCAACCAGCAUCGUCAUCUUCUACGCUGUAUUUCUCAACUUGAGUGCCUUUAUCAAUCCGUUCUUCAUCGCCCCCUGGCAAGAGUCCACCGGCUGGACCUGGACCUUCACCACCCAGGCUUUGAUCGUCGUUGUCCUCAGCGGGAGCGGUCUCGCGGCGUUGCAGCGGUUUGGGGCGUCAUGGCGGGCGAGAGCGCCUGUGCCGGGCUGGGUGAAUGCGGAGUUUGAUUAG